AUGAUUGCGCCAACAACUUCAUGGCUGACUCGACUGUUGAUCGAUGCUCAUCACCGCCGGACCUUGCACGGAGGGGUGCAGUUGACCCUAGGCUUGCUUCGACAGCGUUUCUGGAUACCCCGAGGACGUGCAGCGGUAAAACAGCGGCUUCAUCGCUGUGUCACGUGCACAAGGUGGCGAGCGACGACACCACAACCACCCAUGGGCAGUCUGCCACGCAGCAGGGUCACGCCAACGCGACCAUUCCUCCGCACUGGACUGGACUACGCGGGACCAAUCCUCAUUCGGACCAGCAAAGGUCGCGGCCACCGCGCCUACAAGGGCUACAUUGCACUCUUCAUCUGCUUCUGGUCGAAGGCCAUCCAUCUAGAGCUCGUAUCGGACUACUCGUCGGAAGCUUUUAUCGCCGCCCUUCGUCGAUUUGUCUCUCGACGAGGUCUCUGUGCCGACAUCUUCAGCGACUGCGGCACGACCUUCGUCGGAGCCGACCGCACCCUACGGGAACUCUUUAUUGCAGCGUCUUCGGAGGGUGAAGGAAUCGCACGCGCAGCCGCCAAGGAAGGCAUCCGCUGGCACUUCAAUCCGCCGGCGGCUCCGCAUUUCGGUGGAUUAUGGGAGGCUGCAGUCAAGUCAGCUAAGUACCAUCUGCGGAGGGUGAUAGGCGAAACCACCCUCACUUUCGAAGAACUGAGUACCCUCCUCACUCAAAUCGAGGCAUGCCUCAAUUCUCGACCAUUGCAGGCACUCUCGGACGAUCCAGACGAUGUUUCAGCACUAACUCCUGGACAUUUCCUGAUCGGGGCGCCCCUUCUCGCCAUCCCUGAGCCACCGCAGGGAGGCGAACAUGGAGACACGAGAUCGCGAUGGCAACACCUCCAGCAAAUGAGAGAGCACUUCUGGGGGAGGUGGUCGAAGGAAUAUAUCCACGGACUCAAUCCACGCACUAAGUGGCUCAAGGCCGAGGCCGCACCCCACGUCGGUGAUCUUUGCAUCCUGCGUUCGGAGCUCACCCCCCCGACCCGAUGGCCUCUCGCCCGGAUCACGAGGUUGCAUCCCGGGAACGACGGUAUCGUCCGCGUGGUGACAAUCCGCACCGCCACUUCUGAGCUUGUGCGCCCGCUCGUCAAGCUCGUCUUGCUGCCGCGCGCGGAUCCCCUUCCGAGCAUAAACAGCGCGGACGUGCCGGCCGUCAGCCCGUAA
Messenger RNA from Nylanderia fulva, 1200 nucleotides. RefSeq lists its product as uncharacterized. The record is from RefSeq and is a predicted model, not a curated record. Gene Ontology annotation, biological process: DNA integration. Gene Ontology annotation, molecular function: nucleic acid binding. NCBI's taxonomy places the organism in Eukaryota, Metazoa, Arthropoda, Insecta, Hymenoptera, Formicidae.